AUGUCUUUCCAUCCAAAAAUGGUAGAAACAGGCACCGGUGCUAGUCCACCUGCCUCAAAAACACGUGAAAUGGCUACAUCUCCGAUCAAGUUCUAUUCUCUUAUAGAAUCAUCAACAUCUGAUGAUUCCAGUGAUUGUUCAACUAUGGACAAUAGAAAAAAUACCAACGUAGAAAAUAUAGGCAUUAUGAACGAAAUGGUUAACAAACAAUCUAUGUUACCAUUUCCAUCUUCAUCAACUAAUGGGUCAUCAUCUAAUACACCUGUGUUGUCAUCUUUACCAUCAAGCACACCAGUGCCAUUAAUGUCGAUCGAGUUAAACAAUCGUAAUCGUUUCAACUCAAUUACUAAUCCAACAGCAACAAUAGGUAAUAACAACAACAUAGUUGAUCAUAACCGACGAUGGCCGAUCAAUUCUCGAAGCGAAGGAAUUUUUAAGCGUCAAAAACGACGAGCAAGAGAAAAUAGUCGAUAUCAACGUCAUCAUUAUCAACAAUGUUAUUGUCGACAAUGUUUCUUCGGAGCUCGAACGGGAGCAUUAGGUAAUGCUUUAAUUAAAUUCGUUUACUUGAUGAGAUAG
Rotaria sp. Silwood1 is the source of this 579-nucleotide messenger RNA. The record is from the annotation of a GenBank genome assembly. Lineage: Eukaryota; Metazoa; Rotifera; Eurotatoria; Philodinida; Philodinidae.